Molecule: messenger RNA, 2312 nt
Organism: Bombina bombina (fire-bellied toad)
Lineage: Eukaryota; Metazoa; Chordata; Amphibia; Anura; Bombinatoridae
Exons: 4
Coding region: 1-2310 (769 amino acids)
Molecular function (GO): protein dimerization activity
Source: RefSeq, a predicted model, not a curated record
AUGGCUGCCUCACCCACAGAUGAUUUAGUAGAGCCACUUACACUGGACCUUGUUUUGUAUGAGGAUGCCUGGCUUUGCGACAUUUUACCUAUGGCUGAUAAAAAACGACCUUCUGGAGCCCAGUACCGCAAACGAAAGGCAGAACAAGCUAAGGAGCAAGCAAAGCAAGAGGGGUACUUCUUUAGAUACCUUCAUACACAGAAAGCAAAUCAAGAACAAGAAUGUGACUGUACUCUAGUGGAACCUGCCACUGGGGAUGGGGAAGCUGAAUGUUGUGCUCCAACUACAAGUCAUACUGAAGUUUCACAAUUUGGAAAUGUUUCUAGAAAUAAUGAAGAAGAAAAAGAUGUCAAUAACAGUGAGACUAGUAGUAGCACUGCAAAGUCAUCAAAAGAAAACAAUAUUGUGCCUGAUUUGGAUUACAGUGACCCUGCUAAAUGGCCCAACUCUUGCAGUGAUGAACUACGACAGCUUAUAAUUCAACAUGGACCACAGGAGGUUGUAUUACAUGAUUUUCCCAAAGACUCAAAAAACAGACGAUUUUCUACUGUACACUACAAGAGGAGACUGGCAAAUGGUGAAGAAGUGUGUCGCCAAUGUUGUUCAGUAAAAGAAAUGUUGCAAAAGACUGGAAGAACUAUUGGAGCAAUUUUUUCUUCACAUGAGAGGAAUACUGACCAUUUGGAAAACUAUCAAGCCUGGCGUGAACUUGAAUUCAGCUUAUCUAAAGAAAAAACAAUUGAUGCUCUAAACCAGCUGAAAAUUAGGCAAGAAGAACAAUAUUGGCAACAAGUCUUGCAACGCUUUAUUGCUUUGGUAAGAGUUCUUGCCAUGCAAAACUUAUCAUUCCGUGGUACAAAUGACAAGUUGUAUAGUGCCGGCAAUGGAAAUUUUUUAAAGUUUGUCGAAUAUCUAGCCCUUUUUGAUCAUAUCAUGAAUGAACAUUUGCGUAGGGUUAAAGAUCAAGAAACAUUAGUUCACUACCUGGGAAAAGAUAUCCAGAAUGAGCUUAUACAGCUUCUAGCCGGUGCUAUAAAGAAGAAAAUUAUAACAAGUACAACCUCAGCUAAAUACUAUUCAAUUAUUCUGGACUGCACACCCGAUGUUUCUCACAAUGAGCAAAUGACAAUGAUUGUACGUUUUGUUGAUGUAAGCAAACCAUCAGAUAAUGAGUCUGAAAGUAUUACUAUAAGAGAACAUUUCUUAGGAUUUAUUCCACUACAGGAGACUACAGGUGCCUUUAUAGCAGAAACUCUUCUUGAACAGCUGAAGCUAAUUCAAUUGCCAAUUGAAAAUCUGCGUGGUCAAGGGUAUGACAAUGGCAGUAACAUGAAAGGUAAUAUAUAUGAUGCUUUGAUAGAGAUUUUUGAGGAUACAAGCCUAUCAGGUCCAUCUGGAAAUACUUCUCGAGUUGAAGCCAAGGGCCUUGCUGAUGCAGUUAGUAAAUUCAAGUUUGUGGUAUCCCUUGUUAAAUGGUACAACAUCCUUUUUGAAGUCAAUCUUACAAGCAAGCUACUACAAAAUAAGGAAGCUGAUUUAAAUUCAGCUACAAGACAAUUGCAAGUGACCAAGAAUUAUCUCAUAACCUGCAGGUGUGAUAAGGGUUUUCAACAAGUUUUGACAGAUGCUACUGAGAUUGCAAAUGAGAUACAGAUAGUACCAAACUUUGAGACAGAAGAUCAAGUUCGAAACAGGAGAAAGAAACGGCAGUUUGAUUAUGAGGCCCGAGAAGAAGCACCACAAGAUCCAAAGCAGAAAUUCAAAACAGGUUUUUACUAUGCUGUUUUAGACAUGGCAAUACAAUCGAUUGAAGAGAGAUUCCAACAGCUACAAAAAUAUAAUUCACUAUUUGGCUUUCUAUAUGACAUAUACAGUAUAAAGAAAAAAUCAACAGAAGAUUUACUUAAGGACUGUAAUAAUUUGGAAAAGUCAUUGAUGCAUAAUGGAAACAAAGAUAUUGAUGCUGAAGAUCUGCGUUGUGAACUUGAAGCAAUAGCUCGAAGACUUCCAAAGCCUAUGCCGCCACAAGAAGUACUUCUCUUCAUACUACAAAAUAAACUUCUGGAUAACGUGCCCAAUGUUUCUGUUGCUCUGAGGAUCCUUCUCACACUUCCAGUAUCAGUGGCAAGUGGUGAACGUAGUUUCUCAAAGCUCAAACUUAUAAAAAGUUACAUACGUUCUACAAUGUUGGAAAAGAGACUAGUUGGCUUGGCAACUAUAUCUAUUGAACAUACACAGGCAGCAGCACUUGAUCUGGCUGAAAUGGUGACAAAAUUUGCAAAGGAAAAGGCACGCAGAGUGAGAUUUUGAGG